AUGAGUAGAAAAGCAGUUAUAGCCAAAAUAGCGAAGCCUGGUCCAGGCAGCUCUAUCGAGAACUGCGGCCAAGCCGUGCAGAGCAGCCGGCCGAGAAAUGAAUGUUCCGCAGUCGGUCAAAUUUCAAUCACGUCCGUCUCGUACAAGCCACAGCCGAGCACACGCACCAACCUGGGAAGCAAUGUCCCGCGGUUGGCCAAGUCACGAUCAUUCAAGUCUUUGCCGCGCAUGACCACGCCGCGCGAGCCGGGAAGUAACGCCUCGCGGCCGUGCGACUCAUCUCUGAUAUAUCCAUAUCUUUCAUGUUUUUACAAGGUCAAAAUAGCAAAGAAGAGUCCAAAAUGGAGCAAAAAGAGUCAAAUCACCAAGUUCCCAAGUCUAGAGCACCAAAAUCUACAUUUCUCGCUAAAGACCAAACCGGAGCAUCCGAAGUACGACCGCAUAUUCAUGCCUUCCCGACGUCCAAAAGUCAUGAUUCUUAUAUGGAAAGAUAGAUAUUUGAGUCGUGACCCGCGGCGAAGUGGAAAGAGGUCAUUUGGAUCACUCGUUGGACCGGAACUUAUUUUCUACCAAGACAUGUCCGACGAGCGCCUAAGUAGAGCCCAUGGAGACUUUGAUGGAUCAAGAGGCCCGAGAUACCGCGCCCAAGGCCUUGGCUCGUCUUGA
Molecule: messenger RNA, 666 nt
Organism: Microthlaspi erraticum
Lineage: Eukaryota; Viridiplantae; Streptophyta; Magnoliopsida; Brassicales; Brassicaceae
Source: the annotation of a GenBank genome assembly